This is a messenger RNA of Pseudophryne corroboree (corroboree frog), 4755 nucleotides long. RefSeq names its product glutamate ionotropic receptor kainate type subunit 5 (gene GRIK5). Gene Ontology annotation, molecular function: kainate selective glutamate receptor activity; transmitter-gated monoatomic ion channel activity involved in regulation of postsynaptic membrane potential. Gene Ontology annotation, cellular component: kainate selective glutamate receptor complex; plasma membrane; presynaptic membrane. The transcript is spliced from 22 exons. The record is from RefSeq and is a predicted model, not a curated record. Gene Ontology annotation, biological process: monoatomic ion transport; synaptic transmission, glutamatergic; modulation of chemical synaptic transmission. Bases 1426 to 4467 code for a protein of 1013 amino acids. NCBI's taxonomy places the organism in Eukaryota, Metazoa, Chordata, Amphibia, Anura, Myobatrachidae.
GAUAUGGAGAGAAGAGUGCGAGACUCCUGCAAAGGGAGGGAGACAGCAGAGGAAGUGACUGGAAAAUGGGAAUAGAGAGGGAGACUGAGAAUCUGGAUGUUCCUUACACACACCGCACCUGCUCUGCGCGCACAGCAUCAAUCCCUGCACAGCACUUAUAAAUAUACAAAAUCACUGCAACUGCAUCAUCUGUACAAUGGCAUUUCACCUCUGCAUUCCUAGCUAUCUCUCCCUGAACACACAGCAUCCUCUCCCUGCACACACAGCAUCCUCCCUGCCCUCCACUCCUCUGCACUGACAACCACUUUACAUGCAUAUUCCUCUCCAUUCUGCCCACACAGCACCUCACGGCACGCAGACCAUCACUCUUCUGUGUCAUUUUGGGAGAAGGCCUGUAGUCUGCAUCCCACCCACCUGUCUUGGGAAUCUAAUGCCUCAUUUCUGUUCCCAGCAUUGCUGGACGGAGAACAUCAUUCCUGUUGGAAGAAGGUGAGCCAAGUCCGACUCUGGGCCAAAUCUCUCUCCGAUCCCUGGUCCCUCGAAGCAAACAUCACAUUUCUCAGGAUUUUCCCAUUGGACACAAAUUCUAUGCUACAUCCCGUCUUCCUGUUGUGAGAUUCUUGAACUACCUCUCAGAACCUUGAUCCCACCCCACCUCUUGGAACUCUACACGUCUGUAUUCCCGUGGACCUUAUGGUCUCCUCAUUUCCUCUCUACCCACUGUGGACUGCAACCUCUCAUCUAUCAGCACUCAUUGCUCCGUUCCUAGCAAGGGAGCAUGGCCUAUGCUAAAUUCCCCUCUUUCAGACUUCUAGCCUUGCUCCCUGGCACUUCCAUGAUCACUGUAGGACUUUCAUGAUCACUGGCUAAGUCUUGGGGGUCUUUGAAUUUGUUUUUAGUUUCUUUUUAGUACAGUCACGUCAGCGGAAGACCCCUCUCCUAUGGGACUUUAUGCCUUAAUGACAUUACCCGUGUCUUGCAUUGGCUGGCUGGGGGGAUAGAGAGUGCCAGUUGUCUCUCGCCCUCAAAAAGGAACGUGAUUGCCCCCCUGCAGAUGAGGCGGAAUCCCCCCACCCCCUCCGUGUGCCGUCUCCGGGAGAUGAAGAAGGAAUUGAGGAGGGAGAACAGAAUUGUGAAGUACAGGGAAACGGAUUGCUUGUGGUUUGUCUUGAGGGGGUCUUGGAAAGGAGUGUGAUCCUCCCCUCCCUCUGACCACAUCAUAUUUCCCUCUUGCCUCUCUUCAUCUCUCCGGUGUGAGAUACUAAGGAAUCAAGAGACAGAGUGGAGAGGGCUCGCCAGCCUGCUGCUCAGCUCGUGCUGCAUCCUCAUCUAUCUGCUCAGUCACCGUGGUAAACUGUACAGUCUGCCUGAAGGUGGUGUCAGCCUGGCUGCGCCUCGAUCCGUCUCCAUGAGGAGUAGAAGAAGAUGCUGCAACCUGAGCUGGGAGCUCGGCUCCUCCUACUGCUCCUGAGUCUCACCUCCCCUGGUGCCGCAUUGCUGUCAUCUCUACGUGUUGCUGCAAUUCUCGACGAUCAGACUGUUUGUGGUCGUGGCGAGCGGUUGGCGUUGGCCCUUGCCCGUGAGCAUAUCAACAGCCACACGCAAGGAGCGUCCAGCGGUCGUGUGGAAGUGGAGAUCUUCGAGCUGCAGAAAGACAGUCAGUACGAGACUACAGAUACAAUGUGUCAAAUUUUGCCCAAAGGGGUUGUCUCCGUCCUGGGACCCUCCGCCAGCCCAGCUUCCGCAUCCACUGUCAGCCAUAUUUGUGGAGAGAAGGAGAUCCCUCACAUAAAGGUGGGACCAGAGGAAGCACCCAAGCUGCAGUACUUGCGGUUUGCAUCCGUCAGUCUGUUCCCAAGUAAUGAAGACAUUAGCCUGGCUGUGUCACACAUACUGAAGUCCUUUCACAACCCUUCUACCAGCCUUAUUUGUGCCAAGGCCGAGUGUUUGUUGCGGCUGGAGGAGCUGGUCCGUCAGUUCCUAAUAUCAAAAGACACACUUUCUGUGCGGAUGUUGGACGACACCAAUGAUCCAACCCCUUUAUUAAAGGAAAUUCGUGAUGACAAAGUUUCCACUAUCAUUAUAGAUGCCAAUGCCACCGUGUCCCACCUCAUUCUUAAGAAGGCCUCGGAGCUUGGGAUGACGUCUGCUCAUUACAAAUAUAUUCUGACAACAAUGGACUUUCCGUUAUUAUCUCUGGAAGGGGUGGUAAGUGACCAUUCCAACAUCCUGGGGUUCUCUAUGUUUAAUAGCAGCCAUCCCUUCUAUUUGGAGUUUCUGAGGAGCCUCAACAUGUCUUGGAGAGAAAACUGUGAACUCAGCACAUACCUGGGGCCUGCACUCUCAGCUGCACUCAUGUUUGACGCCGUACAUGUCGUAGUCAGUGCCGUGCGGGAGUUAAAUCGGAGCCAGGAAAUUGGCGUGAAGCAGCUGUCCUGCAGCACAUCGCAGAUCUGGCAACACGGGACGAGCCUUAUGAACUACCUACGCAUGGUAGAGUAUGAUGGACUGACUGGACGCGUAGAGUUCAACAGCAAAGGUCAGAGGACAAACUACACACUGCGCAUCCUGGAGAAGGCUGGCGAUGGUCAUCGAGAGGUUGGAGUCUGGUAUUCAAAUCGUACCCUGGCUAUGAAUGCCACCACUCUGGACAUCAACAUCUCAGAGACCUUGGAGAACAAGACUCUGGUGGUGACCACGAUUCUUGAGAACCCCUACAUGAUGCGGAAGGCGAACUUCAAAUACCUGUCUGGCAAUGACCAAUACGAAGGCUUCUGUGCCGAGAUGCUGAUGGAGCUCGCUUCUCUCCUGAGAUUCAACUAUAAAAUAAAGCUUGUGGAAGAUGGACUGUACGGAGCUCCUGAGCCUAAUGGUUCCUGGACAGGGAUGGUGGGAGAGCUCAUCAACCGGAAGGCAGACCUGGCAGUCGCUGCCUUCACCAUCACAGCCGAGCGAGAGAAAGUGAUCGACUUCUCCAAACCGUUCAUGACCUUGGGGAUCAGCAUACUGUACCGGGUUCAGAUGGGCCGGAAGCCUGGGUACUUCUCCUUUCUGGAUCCUUUUUCUCCUGCUGUCUGGCUCUUCAUGUUGUUGGCUUAUCUGGCAGUCAGCUGUGUGCUGUUCUUGGCAGCCAGACUGAGCCCCUACGAAUGGUAUAACCCACACCCGUGUCUACGUGAGCGGCAUCACAUCCUAGAGAACCAGUACACGUUGGGGAACAGCCUGUGGUUCCCUGUGGGAGGGUUCAUGCAGCAGGGGUCUGAAGUCAUGCCGCGGGCACUGUCCACAAGAUGUGUGAGUGGAGUCUGGUGGGCUUUCACUCUCAUCAUCAUCUCUUCCUACACUGCCAAUCUUGCUGCCUUCCUGACCGUGCAAAGAAUGGAGGUCCCAAUUGAGUCAGCGGAUGACCUAGCAGAUCAGACCAAUAUUGAAUAUGGGACCAUUCAUGGUGGCUCUACCAUGACUUUCUUCCAGAACUCCCGGUACCAAACAUACCAGCGCAUGUGGAAUUACAUGAACUCCAAGCAGCCCAGCGUGUUUGUGAAGAGCACGGAGGAGGGAAUAGCACGUGUCCUAAAUUCUCGUUACGCUUUCCUACUGGAAUCUACCAUGAACGAGUACCACCGUCGGCUCAAUUGCAACCUCACUCAGAUUGGAGGCUUGCUGGAUACCAAGGGCUAUGGCAUAGGGAUGCCACUAGAAUCUCCUUACAGAGAUGAGAUAACUCUGGCUAUCCUCCAGCUCCAGGAGAAUAAUCGCUUAGAGAUACUGAAACGUAAAUGGUGGGAAGGUGGGAAGUGUCCCAAGGAGGAGGACCAUCGUGCCAAAGAAUGGACUAGAGAGACUCUUUCUGAAGGAACAUCUGUCAAUUUCAUCUCGUCUCGUUCUGGACUGGGAAUGGAGAAUAUUGGCGGCAUCUUUGUGGUCCUGAUCUGUGGUCUUAUUAUAGCUGUGUUCGUGGCAAUCAUGGAGUUUGUGUGGUCAACGAGACGUUCAGUGGACAAUGAAGAGAUAUCAGUUUGCCAAGAGAUGCUGAGCGAGCUACGCAGUGCUGUGUCUUGUAAGAAGACGUCUCGUUCACGUCACCGACGACGACCGCCUCGCCAACUGCACGGCAGGACUCUUCUGUCUCUCAGCCGGCCGCCUCGUGCUACCAGGGAGACACGCCUCUGCAAUGGGCGCCUCUAUCAGACCCACCAGCACCCUCCGGCACCUCCUCACCCUCCCCCUGCACCCAGCUCCCAGAGGGUCCCUGAGGACCUCCCGUCUUCCUCUGGUCGGGGAGGGUGUGCCCAUUUCAGAAUUUGUCAGGAAUGUCGGCGGAUACAGACUCUACGAGGUCCCCCACCAUUACCCAGACCACCCCAGUCUCCAAAACCCCCACCGCCACCUCCCCCUGAGGACCUCACUCCCCUCUCACAUCACCGGAGACUGGCGGACCCUCUAGAUGCCAGCACCCCUGAGUGAUGCAGGAGGUGUUAUGCAGACUGCUUGUAUGGACCUAGUGUGACAGGAGGAGAAGAAGAGGUACUAAAGGCAGAGAACAAGUGGGGAAGCUGAACCCUGGACACAAGUCCUUUCCUUCUGUUCCCCCCAACACUCUGUUUUUGGGGUAGGGAUCUUUAUGAAGCCUCCUCUGUAUUCAUCAGAAACACUGCGAUGCCUCAGUCUUUUACAAUGUACGCUGUGCGUGCGAAAUAAACUGUCCCCUCCCAAUACUUCAUGUGCUGUUUUAAACUAUAACAUUUGUUACUA